This is a messenger RNA of Aspergillus mulundensis, 381 nucleotides long. RefSeq lists its product as uncharacterized. The transcript has a single exon. Lineage: Eukaryota; Fungi; Ascomycota; Eurotiomycetes; Eurotiales; Aspergillaceae. Bases 1 to 381 code for a protein of 126 amino acids. The record is from RefSeq and is a predicted model, not a curated record.
AUGCCAGCCAUCUACGAGCGCAUCGAGAACGACAUGAUCGUCCAGGAACGCACCCUCUGGAGCGCACUAACGAGUGCCUCGCCCACGGAUGAAUUGCAACGGCUGUGCCACGAAAAGGCCGUGCUCCUCUUCCCCAAGAAAGACAUCACGACCGUGGACAACCUAAGCGAGACGUUUACGAAAGGAUUCCACAAGUUCGACGAAUACGACCUGCAGGACGUGCGGGUGAUUGUGAUCGAUCUGAUGGCGGGCACCAUCACCUAUCGGAUCCACGCGAGCAGGGAAGGGCAGCCCGACUACCACGCCACGGGGUCGACGACUUGGGGCCAGGGCUCGGACGGCGAGUGGCGGGUGAUUUCGCACCAGGAGACGCUGCUAUAG